AUGGCUGCUCUGCAGGAGAAGAAAUCAUGCAGCCAGAGGAUGGCCGAGUUCCGGCACUACUGCUGGAACCCCGACACAGGACAGAUGCUGGGCCGCACCCCAGCCCGAUGGGUGUGGAUCAGCCUGUACUAUGCAGCUUUCUACGUGGUGAUGACUGGGCUCUUCGCCUUGUGCAUCUAUGUGCUAAUGCAGACCCUCGACCCUUACACCCCUGACUACCAGGACCAGCUAAAGUCGCCGGGGGUAACCUUGAGGCCUGAUGUAUAUGGGGAUAGAGGUCUACAGAUUUCCUACAAUGUCUCUGACAACAGUUCCUGGGCCAGCCUCACACACACCCUCCACAACUUUCUGGAAGGUUACACCCCAGCGUCCCAGCAAGACAGCAUCAACUGCACCUCUGAGAAGUACUUCUUCCAGGAGAGCUUUGCAGCGCCCAACCACACCAAGUUCUCCUGCAAGUUUACUGCAGACAUGCUGCAAAACUGCUCAGGCCUGGUUGACCCCAGCUUUGGCUUUGGGGAGGGAAAGCCAUGCUUCAUUAUUAAGAUGAACAGGAUUGUCAAGUUCCUCCCCAGCAACACUACAGCCCCCCGAGUGGACUGCACCUUCCAGGAUGACCCCCGAAAGCCUCAGCAGGACAUGGAGCCCCUUCAGGUUGAAUACUACCCACCCAAUGGCACCUUCAGUCUGCACUACUUCCCUUAUUAUGGCAAGAAAGCACAGCCCCACUAUAGCAACCCUCUGGUGGCAGCAAAACUACUCAACGUCCCCAAGAACAUGGAAGUCCUCAUCAUGUGCAAGAUCCUGGCAGAUCACGUGACCUUUGACAAUCCCCAUGACCCAUAUGAAGGGAAAGUGGAGUUCAAACUUACAAUUCAGAAGUAA
Molecule: messenger RNA, 885 nt
Organism: Jaculus jaculus (lesser Egyptian jerboa)
Lineage: Eukaryota; Metazoa; Chordata; Mammalia; Rodentia; Dipodidae
Gene: Atp4b
Product: ATPase H+/K+ transporting subunit beta
Exons: 7
Coding region: 1-885 (294 amino acids)
Biological process (GO): sodium ion export across plasma membrane; intracellular potassium ion homeostasis; intracellular sodium ion homeostasis
Cellular component (GO): sodium:potassium-exchanging ATPase complex
Molecular function (GO): ATPase activator activity
Source: RefSeq, a predicted model, not a curated record